Messenger RNA from Peronospora matthiolae, 2961 nucleotides. Lineage: Eukaryota; Oomycota; Peronosporomycetes; Peronosporales; Peronosporaceae. The record is from the annotation of a GenBank genome assembly.
AUGGCGCGUCAAGCAUCAGCACGUAAAGGCAAGAAGGUCCUUCGGUCUUCCAGCGUCAAGGCCAAUGACAAGGCCAAUAGUGGUGCUACUCAAGGGAAGAGGAAGCGAGGAAAAGGCCGCCGUAGUCAACUGAACGACGUGUUUAGUGACGACGACGAAGAAGCUGCGAACCAGGAGCGUACCAUGAACGCCCGUGCAGACGUGGACGAAGUGUUUGAGUACGAAGAACCGACGUUUGGAAAGGAGGACAACGACUCGGAAGUAGACGAAGACGAGGCGUUUGAUAGCGACGACGAGGCUGCGUACGGUCUUUUUUUUCGUGGAAAAAAGACGAACAAAAACGAUGAACAAGAUGAAGGAGGAGGAGAAGAUGGAGAAGGUGAAGACGGAGAGUUACUGUCGGACCUUUUGGGUACUGCAGCUUCUACUAGACUGUCAAUUGCUGCUGAAGAAGAUGAUGGUGAUGAUGAGGAGGAGAAGGUGAAGAAUUUGAGCAAAUUGGUGGACGGCUUGGUGGCGCCAAAGAGCAGGAAGAGAGUAGCCGAGAUUGAUUCGCAGUUCGCCAGUGAAACAGGUGAUGGAGAGCUGACGCUUGGCAGUCUGCUUACUACGCAGACAGUGAAGCCAGGAGCUGAAGCUGCUGAAGGCGAAGAAGGUGGGGAGGCUCAAGAAAAGACCAAGACGGGACUGGACUUGCGACGCAUUAGACAGCAGGUGAGAGAACUGGAAGGGGAUGGCACGACGCUGACGCUCCAGGCUAAUCGAGAUGCCGUGCAAGAUGCGCGUGCCCAGCGAAAAUUGGUGUACGUGGAAAAGACCAAAGACAUGGAUCUCUUUGAGCCUGUUGUGCGUCGCAAUCGACAGAAGGAGACGCUGGAUCUGCGUGUCCAAGCCCCGAAGCUGGAGAAGUUGACGCCUGCUGCAUUGACGAGCAAGUUUGUUCCUCAGACAGAGAUGGAGAAGAGCGUUGCGGCUUUACUGGAAGCUGGUGAUUUGAGCGACAAGAAACUGGCCAAGGAUGAGGAAGAGGAGCUCGCACGGAAGCAGGUAUCGACUGAAGAAGUGGCUGUACGACAGAAGGAGCUCUCGAAACUGCGCUCACUGCUGUUCUACGAGGAACAAAAGACGAAGCGUGUCAAGAAGAUCAAGAGCAAGCUGUAUCACAAGAUCCGUAAUUCACAAGACAAGAAGGCUGUGGCAAAGCAGAAGGAAGAGCUACGUGCACUUGAUCCGGAAUUAGCACGUAAGCUAGACGAAGAGCUGGCAGAUAAGCGUGCAGAAGAACGACUCACGCUCAAGCAUCGUAAUACGAGCAAGUGGGUGAAGCACCAACUGCGUCGUGGUAUCCAAGCAGAUGAUGCGACGCGUAGUGCUAUUGCUGAUCAACUCCGUCGUGGCGAGGAGUUGCGUCGAAAGAUGAACACUGUCGAUGACGAUGACGAGGAUGAGUUGGAUGUCGAUGACGAUGAAGGUGAUGAUGAUGAAGGUGACGCGGCUUCGCGCCUGCAAAAACGGUUGGAACGUCAAGCGAAUGCUUUGGUCAUGGAGAUCGAUGCAGAUACCGAGGAAGCUGGUAAGAAGCGCGGUCUUCAGGGAAUGAAGUUCAUGCAACGUGCAGCUGAGAAGCAGCGUGAAAAGGCUCGGGCUGAGGCUGAGAAGCUCCUUCGUGAGAUUCGAACAGGCGACGGUGGUGAUGGUGAUCGCAUCCUUUCCGAGGGUGAUGACUACCUUAGCUCUGGUGAGGAAGGUGCUGUUGCAACAAAGCGUAAACGUGUCACGAAGGCAAAAGCGAACGUGGUGGUGACUGAUAAGGACAAGGCAGUGGUAGAUCAGGCUCUCGCUGGAGGAGCGUUGCAAACAUCUAACGUGAGCAUGACUGGUGGCGUGUCAGCUCGUGCUUCAGGUGUGAUUGCCAUUGACCUUGGUGAAGGUGGUAGCACCGUCACGGUCUCCGACAAAGACGACACGGAUGCGAGUAAGGUUAUUGAACUCGGUGUCGAGAAGACCGCUGCUCUGAAGUCUACACAUGUAGCUAAGAAGUCUCGACCAGAGGUGAAGACCAAAGACGUUGAUGUGGAGCCAACUGUACAUGGUGAAGAGAACCCGUGGUUGUCAAGCACUGCUACCAAGAGUAAACUCCGUCACAAGAAGAGCAAGAAAAAAGCACAGCAGCAGAAUGGAGGUGCACAGCCAGACGUUGCAGUGGCUAUUGAAGCAUUGGCGCAAGACACGAAAGAGUCAAUGAUUGGCAAGUUCUCGAUCACUUCUACUCCUGGUCUUGAAAACUCGAGAGGGUCAAAGAAUAGCAAGAAACGAAAGCUGGAUGAAGCCAAGACUGGAACGUUGGAGGCGGUCGAGCAGACCGUAUCAGGCAGCAAGAAGCUGACGAAAAAGUCAAAAACGAAGGCAUCGGGUGCUGGUCAAGACGAGCUUGUCCGUCGUGCUUUCGACUUUGUUGCUGAUGAAGAGGACGAACUUGCUAAAGAGAAGGAUCGAUUGGCAGGUCACGAUGCUGACGUGAAAAAAGGUGCCGAGAUCGCUAAGCUCGUGGGUAUGUCUGGAUGGGGGAGCUGGGCAGGUGAUGGUGUUCGCGUGUCCAAGCACCAACUUGCACGUGAGCAGAAAGCCAAGACGAUUGCAAUAGAGGCCAAGCAAAAGGCUUUGGCUAACCGCAAGGAUGCUCGUCUCGACAAGGUGCUCAUCAAUGAAAAGAAGGACAAGAAGGCAGCCAAGUAUAAGGUCAAAGAUGUGCCGUACCCUUUCACGUCUCGAGAAGAGUACGAAGCUGCUAUGCGCAAUCCUCUAGGCAGCGACUGGAAUACUGCGCAAGUGACCAACGUCCUGACAGCUCCCAAGAUCAUGAAGCAUGCAGGGACAGCCAUUGCUCCACUUUUGCUGUCGAAAGACGAUCGCAAACAAGCCAAGAAGGAACUGAGUCUCAAGCGCAAGGCCAAGUUUUGA